Molecule: messenger RNA, 1761 nt
Organism: Oncorhynchus masou masou (cherry salmon)
Lineage: Eukaryota; Metazoa; Chordata; Actinopteri; Salmoniformes; Salmonidae
Exons: 12
Coding region: 1-1761 (586 amino acids)
Source: RefSeq, a predicted model, not a curated record
AUGUGCAAGGAAGAGCAGGAGGAGCACUGCCAGAGCCCUGUGACCUCCAGCAGGCCACAAAUGUGCAUGUGUCUGCUCAAACGGUCAGAAACAGACUCCAUGACGGUGGUGAUCCACAGUAAGGCCCCCCUCUCCCCCCACCCCUCUCCAAGUAAGUCCCCCCACAGCCUCCCCCUCUCCAAUAAGUACCCCCACAGCCCCCCCUCUCCAAGUAAGUACCCCCACAGCGCCCCCCUCUCCAAUAAGUACCCCCACAGCCCCCCCUCUCCAAGUAAGUACCCCCACAGCGCCCCCUCUCCAAGUAAGUCCCCCCACAGCCCCCCCUCUCCAAGUAAGUCCCCCACAGCGCCCCCCUCUCCAAGUAAGUACCCCCACAGCGCCCCCUCUCCAACGCCCCCCUCUCCAAGUAAGUACCCCCACAGCGCCCCCUCUCCAAGUAAGUCCCCCCACAGCCUCCCCCUCUCCAAUAAGUACCCCCACAGCCCCCCCUCUCCAAGUAAGUCCCCCCACAGCCCCCCUCUCCAAGUAAGUCCCCCACAGCGCCCCCCCUCUCCAAGUAAGUACCCCCACAGCGCCCCCUCUCCAAGUAAGUCCCCCACAGCGCCCCCUCUCCAAGUAAGUCCCCCACAGCCCCCCCCUCUCCAAAUAAGUACCCCCACAGCCCCCACCCCUCUCCAAGUAAGUCCCCCCACAGCCCCCCUCUCCAAUAAGUCCCCCACAGCCCCCACCCCCUCUCCAAGUAAGUCCCCCCACAGCCCCCCCCCUCCAAGUAAGUACCCCCACAGCCCCCACCCCCUCCAAGUAAGUCCCCCACAGCUCCCCCCUCUCCAAGUAAGUCCCCCACAGCCCCCCUCUCCAAGUAAGUCCCCCCACAGCGCCCCCCUCUCCAAUAAGUACCCCCACAGCCCCCCUCUCCAAGUAAGUCCCCCACAGCCCCCCCCCUCUCCAAGUAAGUCCCCCCACAGCGCCCCCUCUCCAAGUAAGUCCCCCCACAGCCCCCCCCUCUCCAAUAAGUCCCCCACAGCGCCCCCUCUCCAAGUAAGUACCCCCACAGCCCCCACGCCCCCCUCUCCAAGUAAGUCCCCCACAGCCCCCCCUCCCAAUAAGUCCCCCACAGCGCCCCCCUCUCCAAGUAAGUCCCCCACAGCCCCCCCUCUCCAACGCCCCUCUCCAAGUAAGUCCCCCACGCCCCCCUCUCCAAGUAAGUCCCCCACAGCCCCCCCUCUCCAACCUCCCUCUCCAAGUAAGUCCCCCCACAGCCCCCCUCUCCAAGUAAGUCCCCCCACAGCGCCCCCCUCUCCAAGUAAGUACCCCCACGCGCCCCCCUCUCCAAGUAAGUACCCCCACGCGCCCCCCUCUCCAAGUAAGUACCCCCACAGCCUCCCCCUCUCCAAGCCCCCCGCGCCCCCUCUCCAAGUAAGUACCCCCACGCGCCCCCCUCUCCAAGUAAGUACCCCCACAGCCUCCCCCUCUCCAAGUAAGUCCCCCCACGCCCCCCCCUCUCCAAGUAAGUCCCCCAAAGAGCCCCCUCUCCAAGUAAGUACCCCCACGCGCCCCCCUCUCCAAGUAAGUCCCCCAGCCCCCCCUCUCCAAGUAAGUCCCCCAAAGAGCCCCCCUCUCCAAGUAAGUACCCCCACGCGCCCCCCUCUCCAAGUAAGUACCCCCACAGCCCCCCCUCUCCAAGUAAGUCCCCCCACAGCCCCCUUAGACAGGCGCUGCAUCCCACUGUUCACACUGUGCAAGGGAGACAAACAAGUCUAA